Beauveria bassiana ARSEF 2860 is the source of this 1473-nucleotide messenger RNA. Its product is annotated as Cytochrome P450 CYP684A2. The record is from RefSeq and is a predicted model, not a curated record. The coding region runs from base 1 to 1473 and encodes 490 amino acids. Gene Ontology annotation, molecular function: monooxygenase activity; oxidoreductase activity, acting on paired donors, with incorporation or reduction of molecular oxygen; iron ion binding. The transcript has 5 exons. NCBI's taxonomy places the organism in Eukaryota, Fungi, Ascomycota, Sordariomycetes, Hypocreales, Cordycipitaceae.
AUGGAACUACAACUAUUGAAAGGUGUAAACCUUUACGUUGCCCUCGGGGCUGUAGCCACCCUGUGGUUGCUGGCCAAAAUCAUCACCAUCUUUCGCAAUCCCCUCUCAAAGGUACCGGGUCCCUGGUACACGCACUUCACAGGCCUGCCGAACCAAAUGUCCAUGUUCAAGGGAUUCACACCCGGCCACGCCCACAAGCUACAUCAAAAAUACGGCCGCAUUGUUCGCAUCGGGCCCGACGAGAUUAGCAUCGCCGAGAUUGACGACAUCAAAAAGGUCUAUGGCCACAAGGAAACCUUUCUCAAGCACCCCGCCUACCGUGCCCUCGCGCCCAGCAAGGUCGACUCCAUGUUCAACACGAGCGACGUCGAUCUGCACCGCCGCUACCGCCGCCUCCUGGCCUCGCCCAUGUCCGAGUCUUCGCUCAAGUCGGCCAUUCCCGACGUUUACUCACGCGUCACCGCCGCUGUCUACAGGAUGGGCGAGGAGCUUCAGUCUCGCGGCGCCAUGGACGUCUACAAAUGGUGGUUCUUUUUCACGACCGACACUCUCGGCGAGCUGACAUUUGGCUCUUCGUUUAACAUGAUUGAGAGCGGCAAGAAGAACCAAUACUUUGAAGACAUACUCGCCGUCAACAAGUUUGGUGGCAUCCGCCUGCUCGUCCCCGGCCUCACCAAGCUCGCCCAGUACAUUACCAUUCCCAUUGUCGACAAUGCCGUCGCGGGCGGCAAGCGCAUGCGCGACUAUGCCAUGCAGUCGAUUGCGCGGCAAAAAGACGCCGUCCUCUCGGGCGACGCCAAGGCCAAGGACACGCUCUUCUCCAAAGUCUUCAAGGCAAAGGACGACGACACGCUGACCGAGGAGGAGGUGACGGUCAAUGCGCAGACGUACAUUGUCGCCGGCUCCGACACGACCAGCAACACGCUGACGUACCUGACCUGGGCCGUGUGCCGCCGCCCCGACAUUCGCGCCCGCCUCGUCGCCGAGGUCGCCGCGCUGCCCGACGACUUUACCGAGGCCGACACGCGCGAUCUGCGAUACUUGGAACAAGUUAUCGCCGAGACAAUGCGCCUGCACGCGGCCGCGCCUUGUUCGCUCGCUCGUGUCGUGCCCCCCGAGGGCGUUUGCCUCAGCGGCUACUAUAUCGAGGGUGGCACCACAGUCGGCUGCCAGGGCUACACCAUGCAUCGCGAUCGUGACAUUUUUCCCGAGCCUGAUGAGUUUAAGCCCGAGCGCUGGGAGAAUCCUACAAGGGCCAUGAAGGAGGCUUACAUGCCCUUUGGACGUGGCGCGAGAACUUGCGUCGGCUCGCAUCUCGCCAUGAUUGAGAUUCGUCUUGGUGUCUGCCUUUUUUUCCGGCAAUUUCCCAAUGCCACGGUUUCCACAAAGGAGGGCAUGUCGGAUGCGGACAUGGAAUCCAAGAUUUACUUUCUCAACAGCCCUGCUGGCAAGCGCUGCCUCAUUGAGGGUUGA